AUGCCUCACAGCGUGAGAGAUGACAAAGCUUCUGGGGACCACAGUCAAAGUCGACACCAGGUCACUCCCCCUCCGUCCAGUCAAUCUGGGUCCUCCUCACAGGAGGAAUCGCCCAUGCUGAAGGCUUGGGAAGCCGAGCAUAACCCCAGCAACCUCACCAUCACCGAAACGCUUUUCCAGAGCGGGUUGACGAGUGCCCGCACUGGGGCUUGA
This is a messenger RNA of Podospora anserina S mat+, 213 nucleotides long. RefSeq lists its product as uncharacterized. The transcript has 3 exons. The record is from RefSeq and is a predicted model, not a curated record. Bases 1 to 213 code for a protein of 70 amino acids. NCBI's taxonomy places the organism in Eukaryota, Fungi, Ascomycota, Sordariomycetes, Sordariales, Podosporaceae.